Messenger RNA from Fimicolochytrium jonesii, 2966 nucleotides. RefSeq lists its product as uncharacterized. Gene Ontology annotation, biological process: phosphorylation; phosphorelay signal transduction system. Lineage: Eukaryota; Fungi; Chytridiomycota; Chytridiomycetes; Spizellomycetales; Powellomycetaceae. The transcript is spliced from 10 exons. The coding region runs from base 293 to 2596 and encodes 767 amino acids. The record is from RefSeq and is a predicted model, not a curated record. Gene Ontology annotation, molecular function: protein binding; phosphorelay sensor kinase activity.
CGCUCGCAUGUGUAUAUGUACUGUACUGUACCUCCUGCGUAUCGAUUUGUGCACGUUGUGAGUGUCCGUCUUCAUACUGUACAUUUAGCCAGGAGAGCAUCCCCCGAUCUGCACGCGUAAGCACAAGUCACUCCGAGUUGCUUUCUUGUGCGCCGCUGGCCUUCAACCUUACGACUCCUGCGGUGACCAUCUGGGCCUGGAGCCUUCCAUCAGCCCCCAAGACGUCGCUGUACUUAUCUAUCCCGCCCUCGCGCAAGCCGCGCUUGAAGGGAGGGCUCUCAACUCCCCCGGCAUGCCCAUUUCCUACCGAUUCCAGCGACAGUCCACCCCAAUGUACACUUCAGUCUACUCGCAGAUCGUCGGCACACUUUUUGCGGAGGGAUCGUCAGACUACCAUUUUACCGUACAAUCCGCGGCAAGUUGCCUCGCUCACGGAAUCCAGCUGGUGACGGGCGCUCAUACGGAGGUCCGUAUAAUUUCACCAUUUCUGGAGGUGCCGGUUGAGGUAAGAUCUCAACUGGCAAAAGAGGAUGGGUGGUGUUUGCAGCAUUUGCAGCAUCAUGCUGAGAGAGGCGGGCAGAAGGCAACGUCAGCGUCCGACGCACUUGUGGUCUGUCGAGACCUAAGCAAUACUAUCGUACGCAUUUGCCUGCACCCGACCAGAGGUGCUGGGGAUCUUCCUUCCACCUCCGUCGUGGAGCAAUUAGCCUCCGACUUGUGUCUGCUUCUCGGAGCAUACUUCAGGUUAUCCCUCUGCCGCCAUUCCUACAUUGGAGGUCAGCAACCACCGUCGUCCAGCCCGAGCCGAACGGACAGCGUGGUGACUGCCGUAGAGAGCACCCGCAAACCACGGCCAAGAUCUAUGGUAUCGGAAAACUCGUCGUUAGGGCCUCCGUCGAAACGAAACAAAUUCAACUGGCAAGGCAGGCGUGUAGCACUACCUUUGCACAGCCGGCCUGAAGGAUGCGCCGCUUGUCGGAAAAGGCGGACGUACAAAAGAUUCAUUCUCAAGAAUGCGGACCCCCAAAAGGCAUCGUCGCGGUAUCACCGAGCGUUAAACUUUGAGGAGAUGGCAAACGUUAUACCUCAGUUGAUCUAUCAAACCGAUGACACAGGAAUGUGCAUAUGGGCAAACACGUAUUGGGAUAAGUAUCUGGGCAUCACGAUGGAAGCCGUGAUUGAUGGCUCGGGAUGGACGCAGGUGGCCCAUCCCGACGACCUGCAAAGUAGUAACGCGAAUUGGAGAGCAGCUAUCGCGCAGGGUAGGAGCUUCGAGCAAGAAGUUAGAAUCAAGCGCAGGGAUGGCUCGUAUCGAUGGCACAUAUCCCGGUCAAUGCCGGUCGUAAGGGCUGACGGAAGAAUCAAGUGUUGGAUCGGCACGGUCACGGAUGUCCACGAGCAAAAGGAGUCUUUAGCCCGUGAGCAGGCGGCGAGGGAAGCAUCCGUGCUGAAGUCCCAGUUCCUGGCGACCAUGAGUCAUGAGAUUCGGACGCCAAUAGCUGGGGUGAUUGGGAUGGCUGAGCUACUGCGCGAAACCAAUCUUACCGAAGAGCAGCGCGCGUGGACAGAUAACAUCAGUCUGUCCGCUGAAUGUCUCGAAACGAUCAUCAAGGACAUACUGGAUUUCAGCCGGGUGGAGGCUGGCAAACUGUCCAUCGAGGCAGCUCCGUUCGAUGCGAGAGCUUUAGCUUCAGAAGUGCAAACAAUUCUCCAGCAAUCUGCGAACAAAAAGAACAUUCAACUGGAUUUGCAGACUGCGGUUCUUUCGGCAAGGAUGGCUUUGGGAGAUGCACCAAGGAUUCGACAGAUUUUGAUCAACGUUGUAAGCAACGCAAUCAAAUUCACGUCACCGGGUGGCCGAGUCACAAUACGGCUAAAGGAUGAAGUCUCAACCGAUGGGCAAACCGUCACAUACCACUUCGAAUGUGAGGAUACGGGGAUAGGUAUCUCGCAAACUGCAAUACAGGGCCUCUUUCGGCCUUUCCAUCAGGCAGAAGCUUCGACUAGCCGGCGUUUCGGCGGCACUGGCCUCGGAUUGUCAAUAUGCAAGGGCCUCGUCGAGCUCAUGAAAGGCAAAAUAUGGGUGCAAAGUGUCGAAGGGAAAGGGUCUACGUUUUAUUUCAUUAUCCCAUUUCGGAUUGCUGGGAAAUCUUCCAAUGGCCUUCAAUUGCGCCCGCAGCUCACCCGAGCCGACUCAGAGCGUUUGGCGGGUUUCCACGCGCUCGUAGCCGAGGACAAUCAAAUCAACCAGAUCAUCCUCUCGAAAUUGCUGCAAAAGCUGGGAAUGCGGUAUACGAUUGCAGCAGAUGGAAACGAAGCCCUACAGCAUCUGUACAGCGACACCCGGUUCGACGUUGUUCUAAUGGAUUGUCAUAUGCCACAGAAAGACGGGUACGAAGCCACCCGAUGCAUCCGCCAAUCCGACAAUCCAAACCUGCGCGACAUGACCGUCAUAGCAGUCUCGGCAAACGCUCUCGCGUCCGAUGUGGCGAAAUGCCUCGACUGCGGGAUGAACGAUCAUGUGGCAAAGCCGGUCAAGCUGAGCGCCCUCGCGCAUGUUUUGGCCAAAUGGCUGAUGAAGGACGGGAAGACGUAGCGCCUGUCUUUCUCACGGGCGCACUAUAGAUGCAACGACGGGGCGUGGCGCACUGGUUUUUUUUUACGGGAACCCUCCGUAUAGCUCCCCGUAUGGGAUGAGAAUCCUUUAGCAAUCGUCGGCUCAUAGCGCUGGCGUUCACUGCUGGCGGUUUUAGGACGAUUGCUUCCAUUUUCUUUUUUGGAUUUUCAAGGAUUUUUGUGCAUUUCUUUGAGUAUACCCUAGACGUCAUAUUUAUUCUCAGUCGAAUCUUGAAGGACUGGUGUGCCAUCGAGUUCCUUUUUCCUUCUGUGGUGGGUGUCGUGGCAGUCCAACUGAGCGACACAGCCGGUGGGAUCACAAGCAUCGAUAUGGACCAAGAAAAGCUUUA